This is a messenger RNA of Porites lobata, 16442 nucleotides long. NCBI's taxonomy places the organism in Eukaryota, Metazoa, Cnidaria, Anthozoa, Scleractinia, Poritidae. The record is from the annotation of a GenBank genome assembly.
GAGGCGAGAAAUUCAUGCCAGAACAAAGAGGAACACGUGGCAAACAUGGACGAUUUUCCCAACAUGCGAAGGGUGAAUUCUGUGUUCCCUCCGUUCGCUGACGAUGAUGAACUUGACGGUAAUGGCGGCGGAAACGGUUUCCAUUCAAUUCUGCGAAAGCACAAAUCUCUACCUGCUCCGAGGAAAAAAAACGUGCAGUUUGCGGAUGGCUGUGGAAAGCCUCUCGUCUCUGUUUACAGCGACGAUGAAUAUAAUAUUCACGUAGCUCUUCAAAUGACCAAACGCGAGCUGCAGCGGGCCAAAAAAACAUUACAUGUGCGAUUUUCUCAGCCGGUUGCCUCGGAUGGUUUUCGAGACAGGCUGGAAAAGCAAACAGUUUCUCUCGAGAACGCCGUAGCUUCGCAAAAUUCCAUCUGGGGAACGAUAAAGGUAAAGAAUAUUUGCUUUCACAAAGAGGUCACUGUGAGAUACUCUUUGGAUGGCUGGGUUUCCAGCACAGAUCUCCAAGGAGUUUAUGUACCUGACUCUAAUGAUGGUUCAACGGAUAGAUUUUCGUUCGCUCUCACGCUUCCCGAAUACUUUCUAGCUUCCGGCGGAGUGGUAGAGUUUGCUGUUCGUUUUCAAGGGGAAGGUAUGGAAUUUUGGGACAACAACAACGGAGAGAACUAUCGGAUUGAGUGUCGAGAGUCGCCGCCAUCGAACAGUGGGAUCAACAGAAUGGCCAAUCUGUUUCGGAAGAACGAUAUUAAGUUCUGAAAGCAGCGUAAUGAGAACAAACUCCUACCAGUAGUGGAACUAACGUGUUCCUGUCACACAGAUCAAAACAAAAGGAACCAACACGCUCUCCUGCACGUGUGUAAAUUAAUUACUCAGCUGAUGGUAGGUGAUUGAAUGCUCAGAUCAUGUAGCAAAAAGUAGAACUGCAGUUUUAAGUUUAAUGAACUCAACGCAUUCUCAACGAGGUCACUUAUCGGCCAGACGAAGAGCAAGUUUUAUCAAGUCCUUUUCAUGCUAUUUAUUUUCAUCCAAACCCAAAGAAGGAAUAAUAUUAUUAAUUAAAAUGUGAAUAGAAUUAGUAAUGGUGCUUGCCAUCUUUUCGUAGGCUCAGAAAGUUUACCAAUAACAAUACGCCCUCUUUUUAAAGUGAAAAAAUAUAUCGUUCAGUUCCACAGCAGUGAAAUGAUCUCCUUAAAAUGCUUUCCAGACUUAAUUUUCUAGGAGAGUGAGAAGGGCCCUUCUGAUUACAAAAUGUUUUCCCCUCAGAUACUACUGUCAAAUAGCACGGACAUGUUAUGCUAACAGUUAUAGGGGAGUACCACCCUGCUUUGGUACUUAAUGGCCAAAACAAACAAACAAACAAGUUAUGUUACCCUGUACUAAGAGAAUUGGCUUUUGUCUUUUGCGUCCUCGUAGUUGGACCAUCGCUUUUAACUGACGGACCUUGAACUCAUUGGGUGCAUUCAUGUUGGCCUAAUUAUUAUUAACACUUUGGUUCAUUAGCAUACAGAUUAAGCUAUAGAAGGCAUGGUGGUAUUUACGAUUGUUGGAUUUGUUGUUGUUGUGCUGCACCAGGGAUCGUUGAUGAUACUCCCUGUGCAAUGUCUUGUUUAGGUGAGAUAAAAUUUAGAGAACAGUGGAAGUGCUGUUAAUUAGAAUUAGACCCAAUAUUUCAGCAAUCAUGCUGCCCUGAUCAACAGACAAAGUGUGCCAAUCCUUUACUAGUGAGAAAUUUAAACUCACAAAAAUUAUGCAAGGGUACAGAAAGAGAGUUGUGCCUUCAAGUCACUGAAGGCAAAAUCUUUGUUCAGUGAGUGGGGCAGCAGUUUCCUCUAUAAAGUCGUGUAUGAAGUGGAUGUAAUCUCACAUCCUUUCUCCUGGUAUGGUAAACUAUACUCAAUGGGAUGCAAUCCUUCUAAACUGGCCAACCUGUCUUGACUAUAAUGGUCACAGCACACAGAACCUCUUAAUUCCCGUAAGUUAUUCUCCAUAGAAUGUAGUAGAAGUAUCAAGCCUGCAGGACAGGCACUGUUUUUGGCAGUCGUCGAUGUCCAUGUAGUGGAGGUGGAACGUGAGACUUGCAACAGGAAGUGCUCCACUUUUUGCUCACCUUAAAAAAACACAAAAAUAAAGUGCCUGUUUUGCAGGCUAAAGGAUCAUGCACUAUGUGAUCAUUAUUAGUAUGAUGAUUGCCUAUACCUGAAACCUGAGUCACAACUUUCUAUCUUCAACUUUCUUUCUUCAGUUUUUUGUGCAUGUGUAUGCAUGGAGCACUCUUCGUAUAAUGGUAUAAAUAAUGAAGCAAUCUUCAUUGUGUGAAAGAAACAAAAACUAUUGAUGAUAAAUGGUGAACUGAUUCUGCAGGGUGAAACUCACUUAAACACUGCCCCUCAACCCUUUUCUUCCAAAAUCAAUUAGCAAGAUUUUUUUCACUUUUGAGUCUGAGGAUGAAAUCCUUUGAUGUGCGGAUCCUCUCUGUCAAUACCUCCACAACAUGAGCUGCUGUUCUGUUGUACAAUUUUGUUUAAAAAAUUGAAAGUCAAUGUCUGAUUAUUGUUAUUUUUACUUACAUCUGGGAGACCAAAGGGGUUAAUUUAUUAGGUAUUCAUACAUGUAUUACUGAUUGAUCUGACUCUCAAAAUCUGUUUUGUCAGGACUGCUUGAAUUUGACCCCUUUUAAAACUACAGUUACAAGUGUCACAGUAAAAGAUUUGAACAGCCACCCCCAAAUUUAACCAUAUAAAAUAUUUAUUUAAACUCUACCCAUUCUAUUUUACCAAUUCUUAAGUUAACACAUGGUUUAUUCAUGCUACUGCUGGCAUAUAUGCUGUUGACUACAUAACCAUAUAUGUGUGUCUGUUUAGUUAAUGCCACUGGACUUUGCUCCUUUGUAUUACCUUUUCUGCUAUUAUGUAACAGUACUCCAUUUUUCAAUAAUGAUGUUUAAGACACUGAAACUGAAAGUCUUCCUUUUAAAGUGUUAUUUGGUCUUUACAAGUGUAUUCCAUGGUGCAGAAAAUGUUUGUGACCAUGAAUUCACUUUCUAAGCAUUGUUUGGAUUUCUUGCAACCUACUUGUCAACUCAGUAAUGUUUAAUAACCAAAUCGUGAUGCCCAAUUCUCUUCACCUCUCCAACACUUCUUAUUAAGAAAGGACAAUAACUUGCCUUUGCUCAGUAAACCUGAAGAUAGGUCUAAUUUAGACUUAAGUUAUGUUUUAAGGCAUGUUUUUCAUCUGAUAUGAUCAUUGGUCCAUGCUCAAUGAUUUCUUUGUCAGCACAUUGGCUUACUUAAAAACUUGUAUGUGAUGUUCACAAAUAUGAGAUUCAAGAUACAAGUUGAAUACAGUCUUUGCUGGCUGAAAACUGCAGGAAACCACCCCAUAUCUGGAGAUUAAGAUUUUUACAGUUCUCUUCAUGGACUUAAAAGUUUGUAUUCUUAACCAUUUUUGGCCACUUUAAAUCAUACUCUCUCUUUCAUAGGCUUAAAAUAUACUUCAAGACAGUAGAUUGUUUUGAUGAGAUAUUGCAACUGUCAAUUCACCAUGUAUGAAUUUAUUUUUGAUCAGAAAUUUGUAUUACAUAGUAAAAGUCAUAAAUCAAUAUUAAGAUAUUUUGUGAAAAUUGAUUUUAUAUGGUGUUUUUUUUGUUUGGUGUACGUAAGAUGUAUGACUUUAACCUCAUAUGCAUCAAACACUUUCUGAGGACAGAAAAGGUGGCAGGUUUAGUGAAAGUUAUUGUUUGCAAUUUAACACUGUUGUUGUUAUGCAAAUGUGACAAACCACUUAAACAAAACAGCUUUUGUUUUUGGAACUAAUGUGCGGCUAGUUGGCAUGCAGAGCUUGUAUCAAUUUUGGUAAAUGUGUUAUAUUGAUUUGCCAUGAAUCUUAGAAAACCAUGAACACCAGAAGUAUUUUAGAAUGUUGCUGCAUUGCAAAAAAGCUAAUUAGGCAAAUGUAAAAAUAUUACUUGUGCCUUUUUUUGUUUGCUUGAAUCUCCUGUUCAUUGUUGUGAUUGGUCACUGCAAAAUCAACAUUCGCGAGAUAUUUCAGGUGUUCAUAUUUCAACGAGUUUGACAAUAAGGGAGUAGCAUGAAAUAUCAAUGUCUUGUUCAGAAAAAGAAACUCUUUUGUAGUCCUCAUCUGAAUGAGUUUCAAGAUUACUGAUUAGCAUGGAAUGCUCUGCCACAUGUAUAAAUUAUAAAUGAUAUACUGUGUUAAAAAAUAUUGAAGAUAGACAAAGUAAAUGGUUGGCCUGCAUAGUUGGCUUUUUUUGGUGUGAUUUUCUUUUUUGAUUUGUGUUUAUACGGCCACGUGCAAGGUCAAAACAGAAAAUAAUGAGGGAGAGGGAGAGAAAAAACUGGGGUUUCUUACUGCCUUCUCCCCUCCCACCCCCUCUUCCCUUGGUUUUCUGGUUUGACCUUGGCUAAACUUUUGUGCCCUCUAUCUCUUACUCCCCCCCCCCCCCCCCCCAAAAAAAAAAUGCAGCUAAGCAGGCUAAGUAAAUUAUUUGAACCCAUGAGUUAUGUCAUGGUAAAGUAAGUUGACUAUAAUGUUUGGCAGGUGAGUGUUGUCCUGAACAAGGGGUGUGUCUUAGUGUUGCAAAAACUGAAUAGGACUGUCGUUAAUAUCAGAUCUUUAGUGAGCAGGGGGUGGGGGUGUGGCUGCUCAUCCAGUCUGUUUGAUUGAAACGGGCCCGGGGCCUGUUUCUCGAAAGUCCCGGUAAAUUUUCAGGUACGAAAUUAAAUAUUCAAAUCAAAAUCUAGAGACCCCUAACCCUAAGUGCAUGUUCUGGCUGACAAACCAGUCCAACAGCUUUCUGGGCCUGUUAAUUAUUGGGACUUGCGAGAAAUGGGCCUCUGGUCUUUCUUAUGUUUUUUCUUGGCGUUGUUCAACCUCAUUCCUAGGGUGAGCAUCCUGGGGACGAGGUUUGUCCUUGUGGGCCUCAGUUCAUGACCUAAAAAUAAGUUGGGGGCUUAGGGCCCCCUCUCCUAGAUCUAACACUGAUACCAUUGCAAAGUGAUUGACCAGUCAGGUUUCACCCCAUGUAAAGGAAUUAAGACAGUCCCAAGCCGUGGAUUCCAGUCGUUGUCAGUGGAACUUGGAUUCUAGAACAGUCAUUCUAGACUGUCAAGAACAGUUGAUGAAAAUAGUGCUGAUGAAAUAUCGGUGCUAUAUAAGUUUUGUUAUUAUUAUUAUUAUUAUUAUUAUUAUUAUUAUUAUUAUUAUUAUUAUUAUUGUUAUUAUUAUUAUUAUUAUCAUUCAGGACUACACUCACUACGAUGAUCAUAUUCCACCUACUUAUGAUCAACUACUUUUCUGUAACACAGUAAGUUCCAGGCAAAAAUAAGUAAGUUGUCUUUUACUUUUGUAAUCCCUCUAUAAAAUUACACAGUUGUCAGUAUGUUGUCUAAGCUGUUGAUUGAAAGGAACGAAAUGCUGGUAAAUGAUGAUUUGCAUUCUUCAUGCAACAAUUUAUCGUAAAAAAUUUUUCAUUAUUAGAAUUUUUUACUUUUUGUUUGCAAGGAGCAAGUAAUCUGACACCAACAUUUUAAGGCAGGUAAAUUUUCACCAAAACCUUCAAAAAUAGGCUUUUUUAUGUGGUUUUAUGUCCAUAAUAUUUUGUAAACAGAGCGUGAGAGUAAGUUAAAAGCUCUUGUAAUAUAGUAUUGUUAAUCUCAUUUGUCUUGUAAAUAGUGGUUUUGUAAAAAGAAAAAGGAAAUAUUUAGUCACUAUUUUUUAAAAGAUUCUUAUCCUACCAUGUCAUCCAGUAAUUCUGUUAGAAUCAGGAUGUGAUUUCAGAACCCGUUGUUGUUUGCUGUCAACUUAACAGAAUAUAAAUUGCUGUAGGUACUGUAACCGUGAGGUUUUGAGGAAGAUUAAAAUAUGUAGCUGAUACUUCCAGCAUCGGCUUUGCAAGCUGACCCUGAGUCCUUUGUACUGAUAAAGUGUUAAUAUUUUCCCCCGGGGGUAGUGUGUGUCUGUGUGUCUGUGUGUGUUUGUGUGUGUGUGUGUGUGUGGGGGGGGGGGGGGGGGUUACUUGGGUUAAUUUUUGCUGGGUAUGUGCCGCUGGCCCCUCAGAAUCCCUACCCCAUCACCCCACUUUCUGUUUAUGCAUCUACCUUAUAAAGCCUUUUAACUACAGUAGGUCAUCCUGAAAUGAACUGACACAUUUGUUAGAUUUAAUGUGGUGUAAAUCUCUCUAUUUUUAAAUGCGUACAUACCUGAAUUUUCCGACCCCCAAAAUCCUGGAAAUGUGCGACUGUACUCUAGUAACUUUUAUAAAAGUGCAACCCCAUAAUAGUCAAUCCAGUCGUGAAAAUGCGACCCCAUCCAGCAGCACAUACUAGGAAGUAUCCCCCGGGAUAUUUUGUAACCUUUGAGAACAAAACUUUUUCAAGAGUGAGUAUCUUGAAACCAAGUAGCCCAUUUCCGAGUUCCAAAAACUCUUACUUUCAAAAUGAGGCUGAGUGCCUAAAUUCUUUCGUAAAAAUGAGUUUUAUUUGAGUGAGAAUAAAAAUAUCGUUAUCAAUGGCUCCACCCUUCUUGGGGCAACUCGAAAAUUGCAUGAUGACUUAUUGCUGCAUAGAUGGAGGGAUGGAUGACUUUUAUUCAUUCCUUGAUUACCGUAUUUAUUCGAAUAAGCGCCUAACCUCGAAUUAGCACCCACCUUGAAUAAGCGCCCAUUCUAAAGGCAGAAAAAGUUAAUAAGCGCCCAGCCUCGAAUAAGCGCCCACCCCCUCCUCCUCCCAAUCAAACUCAAAUAAACGCUCCCCCCUACCCCACCUACUUGAGUGAAUAAUUUUAAUAAGACACUUCCCCGAGGACGGAGUUUGCCUUGUUACUUCUUCGCGUUUUGUUAUUAGCAUUUUAUUGUUUUGUUGCAAAGCGCCCAGCCUCGAAUAAGCGCCCACUCUCAAGGUCCAAAAAUUUAACAAGCGCCCAGGGCGGUUAAUCGAAUAAAUACGGUAAGACCACUUUUCUGACUAGCUUAGCACAUAUUUCUCAGGCAUCUCCUGGUUGCCCAAUUCUAAGCUUGCAGGUCUCUGUACUACUUGCAUUAUACUAUUGCAAAACUCACAUUCUGAUUGGCUGACAGACUCAUACUAUCAGCUUUUGGGUUGGGAGUAGAUCGGCCACUCAGAUGAGCGAAGCAAUGCUACCAGCAAAUCAGAAGACUGGAAAGCAUUCAAAUGUCCUCUUUGUUUUCUUGCUGGUAGCUUGUUUUACUACGGCGGCUUCUUAUCAGCAGCAAAACUGUUGACUUGCUUCCGGAGAGGUAAUUGCCCUUUUUUUUUUCUUUAAUUAAACCAAGUGACGAAUCCUAAUUAAUCGGGUUACGCCUUUCCUUAGUAGGAACCUCGCGUUUGCCUUCUUCAAAGCGUCCGAAAGGUCCUCCGAAUCGACGCUUUUUUCUAGACCAGCAACUAAUAUCUACUUUGUGGCUUGCUUUGAAGUUCGCCCCAUCACCCAUCCAUCACAUCCAUGCAUGUCGGACGCACUCCUAACUAAUUUGUAAUUAUAACGAGUUGUUACAUAACCUAAAUACAUGUAAAUAAUAGUGAGUUACUUUUUUUGCGUUUAGUCACAAGCUGCAAGAGUUUGGAGUUAUCUCUCCGCUUCUGUCACUUUGAUGUAAUUACAAAUUGAAAAACUAGGCCAAACAUUUUUAAAUAUAGUAACCGACCGGAUACGAAAGCCGAGGAAAGACUUUCGACUUCCUACUUCCGACCUUCCGACCUUAGUGGGCAGCAGAAAGGAACGUGCGUGUAUUCAAGUUUAAAGUUUUUUUUUAUUAUUUUUACACAUCAAGUUACUGCAUUUAUGCAAGAAUACGGAUUAGAACAAGUGAUGGAGGUGUGUAGACGAAAAUCCAUGAGAUAAAAAGAGUUUACACACCUGACCCCGGUUGUUCAAACGUAAGGUAGCGCUAUCCACAAAAUUAAUAUCCAGCGGAUAAGUCAGGCGCGGAUCUAGGAUAAAUACUGACCGAUUUCCUAAACGAGCGCCAAAGGCACAAGCUUCUAGCGGGGUCCGGGAGAAGGCUCCCCCAGGAAAAAAAUUGGAUUUUUACUACUUAAAGUCCCCUUUCCUGGGUUUCCAAGUCAUUCAGACAGAAUGUUGGCCAGAUGGUAACUUGGAAAGUGUUUUUAUUAUUAAAAACAUACAAGAGAAAUUGAGCUCUCCUGAAACAUAUUAAUUAUGAAAAUAUGACCGAUUUCCGUAAAACGGUGGAAACCGGUGUGGAUCCGCGCCUGUAAGUAUUGGGGAAACUAAUUGCACUAUCCACUGGAUAGAGUUUUGAACAACCGAGGUACUCUUAAUUACAAAAGAUACCAUGCAUUCAAAUUAAACCCCUGAACAGACAACUCGAUGCACUUCUUCAACAGGUUUCCUCCGAUCACACGACUGCUAAGAUAAAACUAAAAUAUUUUAUACCUGUUUCCCUCGCAGCCGUUUUUUUUGGAUGUCACGCAACGCUCCCGUUGCGUGACAUCCAAAAAACGGCUGCGAGGGCGACGUGAAGAAAGGGGGCAUAAAAUUUGAUUUUGUGAACUGAGUAGAAUUGAUUGUCUCAGUUUAACGCCGUAAACUCAGCUAGCGCUUGAAUAGCCUGUGCUUAGGCGACGGUUUUGUAGGGGAAGUGCAGCGGAGGGCUAUCGCAAGCUGGGGGAGAGCGAGAAUGAGAAUACCCGGUAGACCUAUUCGGCUUUAUACUCAAUGUUGUACCCAAUUCAAAUCUCCCGGGGAUAAGAUUCUUUGUGUAUUGUAUUUGCAUUAUAAUGUGGCAUUCACAUUUAAAUGAUAUGGAAAUUCCUGAAACAAAACGUUUUAUUCCCAAAGGGUUUGAAUUGGGUACAACAUUGAGUUAGCCGAAUAGGUCUAUUGGGCGCAAGCAGGCCGGGUGAUGUAUAAAAAUAAGAAACGUCAGCUUUUCAGUCUAUUUACAGGAGUAUUGAUUGGCUUCCAUUCAUCAAAUCAGGUGAUAAAAUCAAAUUUUCGUGAAAAUUGGAAGACCUUCGGCUUCAUCCUACGAAGUGCUUUUAGUGGCGCGCGGUCUGCUGCCAACAAAAACAUGACCUGAUUUUAACUUCGAAGUAGCGGUGAUCUUCUGUAACAGAAAACCAUACUGGGACUCCCGGUUUCGAUACGUUCCUAACUAAAAAAAGUUUUCGUUCACGAAUGAGGGGCAACUAGUACCACUGUCGUACAACAAAUCAGGAACGUUAGAUGUUUCAUGCACUCGAGAGAACGAUUGUCGACAAAAUUGACCGAAAAUCACUCUCGACAUAUAAAUUAUCGACGCUUAAAAUGAAUUUUGGUCAAAAAAACAUGACUCUGUACUAUGUCUGUGUCACCCUGGUUUUAACUUCAUCUUGAUCUUCACCAAAAGAGGAUAAUCUCUCUUGUCCUCUGUUGCCAUUAUCACAGUGUAAAAGAUUGGCAGGAAAAACAGGGAUUGCUUGAAAUAUUAAUCCACCAUUCGUGGUAUGACUUCCAGAAAACUGUACUCUGCUUUUUUCGUCACGUGCACAGCGGGGAACUGCCAUGUGCGACGACCAGUGACGUCACCACUGGUCAGCCGAUUAUGUAAAAACAUGCACUCGGUCACGGAUGCGAUUCGAUCAUUUUGUAAACAUGCAUUUGAACAUGAAACAGAGCGAGAAAGUCUUUAUUACUACAAGUACGCUUCAUGUACAAGGGAGGACUUGAUUUGAAUAACAACCCGUUCUUCUCCUGUCCUGGGAAGGAUGUCUCGCUCACGAAAAUGAAACAAGAGCCACAGCAUCUGUCGCCGGUUUCCUCGCCCGAGAAUGAAUCCAAACGUCGUGUUCAUUUCGCCGAUUUCGACGGCCAGGACCUGGUUUCAGUCAAAGUUAUCACACCUGCAAAUAGUGAGGAAGACCUUUCUGUGAGUCGACAGGGGAACAUUUUGAAUAAUUUUGCAACACCUAGGCUCUUAAAGAGAUUCCGGUGUUGUUUUACUCAGCCUGCAUCGGAGGACAGCUUCAAAGAUCGCGUGAUAGAGCGAAAUGUCUGUUUGGAGAACGCUGUUUUCUGCGGCUUCGCGAUGACUGGGACUGUUAAAGUUAAAAACAUUGCAUUUGCUAAAGAAAUCACGGCUCGCUAUACCGUUGAUGGAUGGAAGACCUUCCGAGACGUUUGGGCAGAUUACGUGCCGCAGUCUUCCGAUGGCGACACGGACCGAUUUCAGUUUAGAAUUUCUCUUCCGCACAGUAUGGACGUUGGAGGCAAGCUAGAAUUUGCCAUACGGUUCUGUACUGCGGGAAAAGAAUACUGGGAUAACAAUUUUAAUAGAAACUACUGUGCAGAAUGCUUCGUUCACGCCAUUGUGGAUAAGUAAACGCGAGCUGCAAUUUUGCAUUCGCUUGUUAUCUCGUUAUAAUUUCGUUUAUUUACGCUUCAGUCGACUUUUAAACACAAUUUGCAUAACAACAACUGAAUAUUGUUUGGAAAACCAUGCAAGAUAGAAGUUUAUUAAUACAAGUUUAAUAGAUGGAUUUUUCUAAAAUAUCUGUGUCUUCUGGAAGUCAAAAACUGGUUUGAACACAAAAACGAUUCUAGUUCAAAAACAUUAAAUAAUAAUUAAAAUAUUGAAUAAUUUUUACCUCUGAGAGAAAAAGUGGAAGUACUAGCAUUUAUGUCUAGAAUUCAAGAAUGUACUUUGCUUUGCAAACUUGCGUUACCUGUACAUUUUGUAACGUUUUAUUGAAUCAGUAGUUCGUGUAUACAAUAUUUAUGUAUUAAACCACCAGAUAAAUAUCGAAGUUUUUCCUAGGAAGAAAAUCUAAAAUAUUAAGAUAGGAAAAAAAUUGAUUAUAGGAGAGUACAAAACUGGUCGAUGUUUAUUCAUCUUUUAUGGUAGUAGCCUUCUAACUUGAAAGAAAUUAAAAUGAAAUUUUAAACGUUGAUGUAUUGACAGUAGACGCGCGUGUUGCAAUAAUUAAAUUGCGCUAUGAGUUUGCAAUUGCAGACGCAGAGAAACCUUAUGCAACAGUGAAUGGCAUCUGCCAUCAUGAUUCAGCAGAGUAUUAAUAAACUGACCGGGCAUAAAUGUUCUCUUCGACCAUCUUCCAAGUUAAACCGGCCUGAGAGUCAUCGUGAUUUUGCUUUCAGCCUAAACCAGCAUGUUUCAGUUACCGGUGGUCAAGAAGUUAAUUAAAAUUUUUAUGGAUGAUUGCUUAAUACAAAUUCGAAGCUCGUGUUAGCGUUGCGUGAUACGUGACUGUUUCAGUUUUUAUAUAAUUAUCACGUAAAAAUUUUAGCCUAAAUAUCUUUCCGGAGAUUCUCAACAGUUUUCCUUAGUAUCUUUUAUUUUUAAAAACAAACUGAAUUACUUGUGCCAUUUUUUUCCCUUUUAAUACUGAUAAUCGCCUCCUGUCAUUGAGAAAAGGCCUAGUUUCUCGGCACACUGUAAGUUAUACGGAUCAUCCGGUGGUGCAAAUUUGACCAAAAAAUAAAUUUACGGUGGAACCUUGAUAUAACGAAGGGCCAAGGGAUAACACGGCUUCGUUAUACAUCAAGGAUCUUUUUCGGGUAAUUUACUAUAACUGGGGUAAAAAAAGUAGACGGGUAGAAAAUAUUAUAUUAAAAAGUAGUUUGUUAUAUAAAGAACUUCGUUUUAGAGAGCUUGGUUUAAUCGAGGUUCCACGGUACUCAUUAAAAAUGAAAAAUCUCUCUGUGUUUCAUCAUUUCGUACUGGGUGAUCUUCAUUGAGAACCCUCAAUCUGCUGUUAACCUUCCCCAGACCGCUGGCAGCUAUCUUGGCCCGUGUAUAGGCAAAUUGCAAACGUUAUGACUACAUUAAAAGCACUAAUUAUAUAUGAAAACAAAGUUUAACAGUUAAUAAUAUUCUAAGAACCAAUGGAAACGUACUUUUAAACAAGAGAUUAACCUGAAUUUUAACCGUCUCCUGAAGUCACAAAUUCCUGACAGAAAGACCAGAUUUGCGACCAGAGGAGACUGCUGAAAUUUAGGAUAACUAAUUUAUAGCCUACCUUGGAAAAGUGAAAAAGUCCUUAUGGGCUCCUGAUUUACUUUGCAACUAUCCGAUCUAACCGCCUAAACACGAUUUCCUUUGUUGAUUCAGAAUUUGUUUCUUUUCCAGCAGUGAUCCUUAGCGUUGCGAUCGUGCCGGGUCUCCAUUCUGGCCAGCGAAGCGAUGGUAACCUUCGUUGCUAGAUAGGAACAGAUAUAGAACUGCUAUUCAGGUCCCCAACAGAAGGAGUUCUAUUAAUCUGUUUAAUCUGUUUGUGGUUUCUACUGUGGUCAGUCAUGGACAAUAAGACUAAACUACUUUUAAUAUUACAAUGAAUUAUUUUAAGAAGCUCAGGGUGAAGAGAAUACUACAGUAGUUAAAUCCAUCAGACCGAUGAGAAAGUUUCAAUUAAACACUUUACAAGAAUUGUUCAAUUCGUGUUGCCUGUCUGAGGCAUUGCACAAAACUGCACUGGUUAUGUUUGCAGACAAAAAAAAGAAAUAUAUAAAUUAAUGAUAAUCAUGAAUAAUAAUAAUAAUAAUAAUAAUAAUUAUUAUUAUUAUUAUUAUUAUUAUUAUUAUUAUUAUUAUUUUAUAAUUGUUAUUAGUAGUCUUUAGAUAGUCAUUUUACAACAAUUCUCUUUCGUAGACAAGAAAAAUGUACAUAGGGUAUAUAUUUUAAUAUUUCAUAUUCUUGAAUCUGUAAAUAGUCUAUUUUUUUUUUUAAAAUCUAUGAAUAAAGUUUUGUUUUAUUAUUAUUAUUAAAAAAUUAUUAUUAUUAUUAUUAUUAUUAUUAUUAUUAUUAUUAUUAUUAUUAUUAUUAUUAUUAUUAUUAUUAUUUUAGGUCCGCUCAGACCUAAACAGGAGCGGUCAUCUGCAAAUGACUAUAAUAGAGGUUGACUCAUCAUCGCUUUUAAAUCAUUGCUGACCGCACAUUCUUGUGGUGGAGCAAUUGUAAAGCAAUACACCAAGGAAGCAAUAAAAUUACAACGACCGGAACAGAAGGUCAGCAGACAACACAAUUAACCGACAAAUUCCAACACGUGCUUAGAAAACUUCUUUACUGAUUUUAAAAAGAAAGCAACAAUCCUGCAGGAUUUUUUGUCAGUAAAAACGUUUUAUCGCUGUAGUUAACUGAAAGAAGCUAACAAACGUUUGCCAUGUGUUCCAUUUAUACUCCCAUGAUUUAAAUUUCGAUGCUUCAAUUCAUAGGAAAAUAAAUGUCGUUACAGACAAGGUGGGUCAAUUCGAUCCGAAACCAAGAUCAGAAAAUUGGACAUCUGUGCCAGCCCCGUUCUCACUGUUAUUGUAUGACAACCUGAGUGAUCCACUUGCGGUAACACAGCUCACAGAAAAAUGCAGUUUCUAGUCUUAUCUUUGUUUAAUAUUAUCAUCAUUUCUACAUUUCGAAAUAAUUGGGUCCGUUGGCUGAUUAGAAUGUUUCUGGGGGAAAAAUAUUUGCCGUUCAAAUGCAGAAUCAUGAUUUUAAGUGGGUUUUCACUGAUGGCCAGUUGUCUGUAUAUUUCGAAGAAAUGCUCUCACUCACGCGUGAUCAGUAAUUCAUGUAGUAGAAUCCAAUCAACUGGGUUCCUGCUAAAAAAUUAAUGAUAAGCAAUCAUCACAGCAGAGCUGGGCAUUCUACAUUUUAUAAAUACUUUUGCAUACGACGUUUAUUCUAAAACAAAAAAUACUAACGCCGUAUCCAUUUAUAACUGAGUGAUAAUCUGAUUGCUUUCUACUUUAAGCUAAAGGAGUUGUUUUUAUCUCGUUUUUUUUUUUUUACGUCACUAACCACCUAUUGCGGUUAAAAAGCACCAAAUAACGUUUUUGUAAACGAAACAAUGCACAGUGAUGAAUACAAAAAGAGGCCCGGAGUCUAACCCUCAGUACUAAAGUUAUUCUUGAACCUUAUUUCCACAACGUGUUAGUCAAUAUAUUUAAUAUCCUAGAUAGGCAAGGCUUGAUCUGAAAUAUUUACGUGAACAUGCAAUUUUGCAUGACAAACUAACCCGAAAUAAAAUGUGCAAAUAAAUAAAUAAGAUAGUUACACAUUUUGACCUCAGACACCCAGAUUGCAAUGACCAUCCCAUAUAAAAAUUAACUACCGAGGGAAAGCGGAGCUUAACUCCUGAUUGAGUUUGGCACUUGCACGAUGUAGACCUUGUCACGGUUUUCGACGCCAACUUGACGAGUAGGCAAACGUGUGAGAAAUUACAGUGUUUGUAUGAGAAUCUAAUGUCCGCGAAUAAUUCUAUAAAACGGCUAUUCUGAAAAAAAUAUAUGGCUUGUAAACUAAAGCUGCAAAACAAAGGAUUGUACUGAAAAAUUUUGGGGGCGUAACUGUGCUUAAAUUUCUCCAGAGGCUUGCUUUACAUUUUGCAUAUAUUUGUCUGUAAUUUUUCUCAGGACUUUCCUACAGACAAAUGUAUAGAAAAUUUUAAAAAGUGGUUUUAGGUCUUCUAGCACAUUUAACUCCCUCAAUUUUUUUCGGUAGAAUCCUUAGGAGUGAAACUUUAGUUCACAAUUCAUAUUUUUUCCAGAACAGCCGUUCUACGGAAAUUAUUCGACAUCAGAUUCUCAUACAAACACUUAAAUUUCUCACGCGUUUUCCUACUCGUCAAGAUGGCGGCGAAAACUGUGACAUGUACAAGGUCUAUAACUGGGCCGGCCCUAUAAACGGAGUGAGCUAACAACAAUUACGUGAGGAACGGCAAACGGCCUCCUUCCAAAUUAUAUAAACAGGCCGUUUAGAUUACAGCAACGGAAAUAUCAAAACCAAAUAUCUAUAUCAUGCUUUGCAAAAACCGUCACUAAUGAAUGAAAUUGAAAUUUUCUGAAUCAGUAAUUUGAAAUUGAAAAUCGAAGCCAUCUGAGAAUCUGAUAUAAACUAAGCACCCAGACAAGAUAACAAAUAUAGAAAAUUGGCUGGAACCGAUCACCACAUCGCGACAAGAAAGAAAAGUGUCUGAAGCCAGUAAAAAGGUUGUGAAUUUUGGGAUAUAAAUAGUUUUUAUUUGCGACGCUUAUCGACGCACGAUUUUUUCCGUAUCGUUGCAGGGAAGUGACGUCAUACUACGUCACAUGAAACAGAAAUUUACAUUUAAGCUCAAGCUAUUAAAAAUCAAUUGUGCACCAAAGUCUUGAGAUUUCCCUUCAGUUUUAUCACUAAAGCUACCAUAUACAUUUUAUUUUUAUAUGCAAUCCGGCAUUCAGAUUUGUUUAGCGGGGAGCGAGCAGUUUUAACAAUUAAUUUUCAGCUUGAUGACUUUAUGCACGGCCUUUCGUGACAUCGAGGCCAACGUCAGAUCCUGUCGGACGACAAAAAUAUUAUAAUGACAGUAUGUACUACAACUGGUCACAGACUCUUAUAUUUCUCUAGCGCGCGAAGGUUAUAGAAAACGUUCGCUUGGAGGGAUCUCAUUUUGUCAUUUGGGGAGAGCUGUGGCCCCUCUGUGGCGGAAAAAACGCUGGGCAAAUUGUAAGUACAAGCUAUCCGAUUUUUAACUUAAAAUGACGAGAAAAAUUUUUGAAAUUAAGAAUACAGCCAGUCUGCUUUAAAGUACAUGAUACAUCAUAUUUUGUAUUUCACGAUGUGUCACUGGCCGGAUAAAAAGUGGAAAUGUUUUUGCUCCUAUUUUUCAGAUAGCGGAACAGGCCCGAUAUCAUCCGAGCCGACCAACACGAAAUUGUCUACCAUCCGUGCGAGCUUUCAGCCACCCGAUCACCGGACCAAAUAACCGGCAAAAAUUAAAAUUAAGUGCAGUGUGCAUCAUUCAUUCAAGGCUCUUUUAGUCAUGAAAGCAGACGUGCAAGUGAAAGCCUCUAAGUCAUCUAGCCCUACAUCACGUGAAAAAAGAGUCAGUUUUGCGGAUCUGGUUGGGUUAAAACUCGAAUUUGUAAAAACUAUUACUCCAUGUAGCAGCGAAGACAAUUUGUGCGGCAUCGUUGGAGUGUGGAAAGACAGUUGUUGUGAUAUGAAUGGAAACCUUCUCCGAAUGAGGCGUAUGAUAUGCUUGAAACCAUGUUUUAUUGUACCUUCUCGAACAGAAGAUUUCAUAGAGCGUGUGCAAAGUCAGAAUGUCUGCCUCGAGAACAUUGCGUGUGAGAACUUUGUCGUUACUGGAGUUAUUCGAGUGAAAAAUUUAGCGUACGCUAAAGAAGUUACAGUUCGAUACACGCUUGAUGACUGGGACACUUUUCGGGACGUAUGGGCAGAUUACAUGUCAUCUUGCUUAGACGGCAAGAGCGACAAGUUCAGCUUUCGAAUAACAGUUCCUAUCGACUUCGAAGUAAAUCGUUUCAUGAAGUUCGCUGUGCGUUAUCGGGUAUUGGGCCAGGAGUUUUGGGAUAAUAACAAUGGAGAAAAUUAUCAUGUGCAAUGUGCGGAAGUCUUGACAGAACAGUUUAAGAGAGGAUUCGUGGAAGAAAAAAACUGCCAGUCUUGUUAG